UCUACGGAGCGCAAUAGGGGCCAAGCGCGCCUCUGUGCUGUCUCGUUAGGUCCGUGGACCCUUGCCUUCCUCGCUGAGUCCGUUUGAACCUUUGUCACAGUACAUUGUAGUUUCUUGUCGACCCCCACCAACUGGGUCUUCCUGCGUGGCACGCUCUCCCGAUUCUUCUCAGCCGUUCUAAAUGUCUGCGAAUGUGUUUUGUGGGUGAUCCACAUUUGUUGUGAAACGAAAGCCAGCACGUUUUCAACACUAAGCACAUGGUAAAAUUCCACUUGACCGGCGAUAUGUUAGUAGAGUGCCACCUGAGGUGGUUGGUUACGGUUUCUAAAUGUAGUUGGUUCUAAUGAAUUUUUUUUUUCUUUUUCUAACUCUAGAUUGUCCCCUAAAUUCGUAUUCCCGCGCAAAUCGGGAUUCAGUAGGUGCCUUGGAAACGCCUACGAACUUCCUCUCCUGUCAAGUCUCCAGGCCAGUCAGCAAUUAGGCGUUUGAUAAGUGCCGGUACCGGGGAUACAGUGACAUGGACCGUGGAUACAGUGAUGACCCUCCAGGAAAUGCAAGAGAGACAUCCAGACAGCUUUCAAGAGACCAGCUCUUUGUACUGAUAUCAGCAGCUUCCAUUAACUUGGGUUCUAUGAUGUGCUAUUCUAUCCUUGGACCCUUUUUCCCCAAGGAGGCUGAAAAGAAAGGAGUUAGCAAUACAGUUACGGGUAUGAUCUUUGGAUGUUACGCUUUGUUUGACUUGCUGGCAUCUUUGGUGUUUGGAAAAUAUCUUGUACAAAUUGGAGCAAAAUUUAUGUUUGUAGCAGGAAUGUUUGUCUCAGGAGGAGUUACAAUUCUCUUUGGUGUAUUGGAUCAAGUUCCAGAUGGACCGAUAUUUAUUGCUAUGUGUUUUCUAGUGAGAGUGGCAGAUGCGGUCAGCUUUGCGGCAGCAAUAACUGCGUCUUUUUCCAUUCUCGUAAAGGCUUUUCCAAAUAAUGUGGCUACGGUAUUGGGAAGUCUUGAGAUUUUUUCUGGACUGGGACUAGUUUUAGGGCCUCCUUUAGGUGGCUUCUUGUAUCAGUCCUUUGGCUAUGAGAUGCCUUUUAUUUUGCUGGGAUGCAUAGUUCUGCUGAUGGUACCACUCAACAUGUACAUUUUACCUAAUUAUGACUCUGAUCCAGGCAAACACUCGUUCUGGAAACUGAUCACUCUACCCAAGGUCGCGCUCAUAGCCUUCGUCAUCAACUCGCUCAGCUCAUGUUUUGGCUUCCUUGAUCCUACUCUUUCUCUCUUUGUUCUGGAGAAGUUUAAUUUACCAGCCGGUUAUGUGGGACUGGUAUUCCUGGGCUUGGCCCUAUCCUACUCCAUUUCUUCACCAUUGUUUGGUCUGCUGAGUGAUAAAAUACCACAUCUAAGGAAAUGGUUUCUGGUCUGGGGAAACAUCAUCACGGCAGUAUGCUACAUGCUCUUAGGACCCAUCCCAAUCUUGCACAUUAAAAGUCAGCUCUGGCUGCUGGUGCUCAUCCUGGUCCUGAACGGUGUCUCUGCUGGAAUGAGCAUAAUUCCAACCAUCCCGGAGAUCCUCAGUUGUGCCUAUGAAAAUGGCUUUGAGGAGGGAUUAAGUACCGUGGGACUCGUGUCGGGUCUCUCCAGCGCAAUGUGGUCAGUUGGUGCUUUUAUAGGACCGACACUGGGUGGAUUUCUGUAUGAGAAAAUUGGUUUUGAGUGGGCAGCUGCUGUCCAAGGUCUUUGGGCUCUGACAAGUGGACUAACGAUGGGCUUGUUUUAUCUGUGGGAACACUCACGGAGAAGAAGAUCUAAACUCCAAAAUAUUCUGGGCACGGAGGAGGAACGGACUUCGCUCUUACCUAAUGAAAUCUAGCCUUAAGAAUCCUGGAUCAAUACCCACUGGGAGAUGGGUGCUCCUGGCCUUGAACAUCAGAGUUAAAGCGGUUUUCUUAAUAUUACACACAAACCUCCACGGACUGUAUACCAGCAUCCUGACGGUCUCAACGUAUUUUUGGAUAAUCCUGUGUUGGGCUGUCCUAAAAAGCUGACCUGCUAGACCAGCCAUAUUUGCAACAUUAAGUAUGAGAAGAGCAGUUGAAAAUCAGCAAAAGUUUGUGUUUUGAGGUGAUCCAACCUGGCCAUGAAGGGAUUAUUGACUCUAAGUCUCCUGUUUCCUUUGUUUACUUUUUAAGUGCACUAAUUCUGUGAAUCUACCUUUUGUUUAUUAACAGGGAAAUAAAUUUGAUAUGCUUAAAAGUUAUAUAAAGAUUACUCAAAAUGUAUAGAAUAACUGUGAAAUCAGUUUUUAAAAGGCAUGCUGUCUCUCUGUCCUAAGAUUUUUGUUCUCCUUCAAAAGGCAUAAUUCUUGCCUCCCAUCAUGCAAAAACUCUCAGCUCUUGUAGAAGUUUUGUUUGUGUAAGAGGCAUAACAUUAGACUUCCAUUUUUGUGACAUACUUUGAAUUAGGAUCUGGAUUUAUAAACUGUGCUUAGUAUAACAUUAUCCAUUUCCCUAAUCUCCCUAUUUCAUUUCUACCACCUGUUUUGAUUUUGUUUUUGCUUUUUAACAUAUUUCAGGUAGAUGUAUUCCAUUCCCAGAGCAAGUGAGUCCACAGGACUGUUUCUUGUAUUCUAGGGAACGGGUUCAUCUGAUUUCGUGUGAAAUCCAUGCUGUUGCUUAAAAUGAGUGAAUUUCUCUGUGUCAUUCUCAUAUCUCCUGAUGUGUUUUCCUGCUGUAGUAGACACAUUUACACUUCAAAAAAAUAAAUAAAUAAAUGGUUUUAUCUAUA
Messenger RNA from Neogale vison (American mink), 2775 nucleotides. It is a transcript of the gene SLC18B1, whose product is annotated as solute carrier family 18 member B1. The record is from RefSeq and is a predicted model, not a curated record. Gene Ontology annotation, biological process: transmembrane transport. Gene Ontology annotation, molecular function: transmembrane transporter activity. The coding region runs from base 518 to 1861 and encodes 447 amino acids. NCBI's taxonomy places the organism in Eukaryota, Metazoa, Chordata, Mammalia, Carnivora, Mustelidae. The transcript is spliced from 15 exons.